UACAUUUGUUGAAGGAUAGGCUAGGCGACUGUUCAUUGCUUGGACAGCAUUUGAAUUUCCAUGAGUUGUUUAGAUCGAACACUCAAGAGUUGUGUUGAUUAGGACUCCAGUAAAGUGUUGUGUCUUUUGAAGAUCUGUAAUUCGUGCAGAAAAUAUGGAGUAACUGCAAUUGUUCCCAACCGUGCAACCUCCGGAUUUAGGCUACCGUGGGUUUAAAACGGAUGAGCUGGAGACAGAGAGAGAGAUAGAGAGAGCAAGCGAGUGAGCAGCUGUGUGUGUGAGUGUGAGAGAGGUGCUGAGUUCUGAAGAGUUCACACAACACGACAGAGCCCAGCUAGCGCUGCUGACACGGACUAUGCAGAAUAGUGUCUGAGUUUGUCCUGAGGAUAGCCACCAAGUGAUCAGAAUGGGAAACACUGACAGCCAGUACAGCCACUUCAAUGUCCCUGGGAAACCCAAACCCUGCUCUCUAAAGUUCCACUCCAUUAAGGAGGAAGUCCUGUCCCCCAAUAGCAGGAGGAGGGACAUAGAGGGGGGCGGCCAGGAGUACAAAACCAGAGACAAGGGAGGGAGGGUCUGCCUGCCCCAGCAGAAGAUCACUCACAACCAGCCUUAUGGCUUGUCGCAACACUACGAGCACCACAUCACCAAGGAGGGCAGGGGGCUGAGAGGGCCCCCAGGAGCCAAGCUGAAGUCCAGCUCUCCACAGUGUUGUGGCAGAGGGGACAGCUCCCAAGUGACCAGGAAAAGCAGUGGUCAUAACAGCUAUGGUUUCCUGGAGAGUAGCGGGGAGAAUGUGAACGGUCUCGGUGCUAACAGGCAGCGCACCCCUGAGAUGACUUCUCUGUGUGAGCCAAUAGAGAGCCGCAGCAGCCCCAAGGUGCUCCUCAGUAAGGACGGCAGCAUGCGUGUGGAGUUCACCAAUGCCAGGAGGAUGUCUCUGGAGCCGCAGGGUCUGUCAGGCCACAGCCACAAUGCAGUAGCAGCCCCAGAGCCCUCUCUGACUAGGACCAGUAAGGGUAGCUCGCUCAGCUCCGAGGGCUCCUGGUACGACUCUCCUUGGGGGAACACCACAGAGCUCAAUGAUAAUGUGUUCACAUGUAGUCAGACCGCAACGAGGGACAACAGUAGUGGCUACACCACCUACUCCUCCACGCGCACUGAGGAGACGGGCUGCGGCUACAACACCUUCUCAUCCGCCCGUACUGAGGACAUGUCCCCGGGGUUCAACCCCAACCUCCUCUUCCAGACCAUGGAUAGUAAUGGACAAUAUGCAAGCCGAGGGUUUAACAGCAACGGUUAUAAAUCUUGCUCUUUGGGCCGCACUGAGGACAGUGGCAUCGGAGAUUCUAUGAUUCUCUACCCGGAGCAGAGUCAGUUUAGCCUCAUCUCCCCUCCCGUGUCCCUAUCUGACCUCAGCAUGGUGGCUACAUACCCCACCCCUCACUUCCAGGACAUCCCCCAGCGCCGGGCAUCGCUGGCCUCGGUGCUGACCCUGGACGUGGGCGAGCAGGAGGAGAGCUCAGAGUCGGGCGACCAGUGCUACUCCUCCGCUCACAGUCACACGCUGCCCUGCAGGAGGGUCGCCACCGAGCCUACCGCCAUCGUCAUCAGCAACAGCAGGAAGGACAACCUGAAGAGCCGAAUCCGGCGCCUCAGCGACUGGACAGGAAGUCUAAGCAGGAAGAAGAGAAGACUACAGGAGCCUUAUGGUAGUGAGGCCAGUGAAGGCUUUAUCAUUGGAGUGGAUCCUGGGUUAGGUGACUCCAGCUCCCAGGUAACUGGUCCAGCAUGGAACUCCCUCCACACCCAGACCCUGUCAUUCCGCUCUGGGGCCUCCAGGGGCCAACAGAGCCACAGUGACGCCUUGCGGCAGAACAUCUAUGAGAAUUUCAUGCAGGAGCUGGAGACAGGAGACAACAGCGGGACGGAGCGGACCGAGCCCUCGGAGGAUGGAGAGGGGCAGGACAUGGGAGGAGCAAGGGGAAUAGGAGUGGGGGAACAGGGAGAGAGUAGUGGCAGUGGCUCCCUGGGCUCUCUGGAACAGCUGGACCUGCUGUUUGAGAAGGAGCAGGGGGUGGUACGCAGGGCCGGCUGGCUCUCCAUCAAACCCCUCCUCACCCUGCAUAAGGACAGGAAGCUGGAGCUCGUGGCCCGCAGGAAGUGGCGGCAGUACUGGGUCACGCUCAAAGGGUGUACCCUCCUGUUCUAUGAGACCUAUGGGAAAAGUAGCUGUCCCGAGCAGGAGCUGUCCCCGUGCUACACCCUGCUUGCUGAGGACAGCAUAGUCCAGGCGAUCCCUGAACACCCCAAGAAGGAGAACGUCUUCUGCCUGAGCAACGGCUACGGAGAUGUCUAUCUGUUGCAGGCUGCUAAUCAGACAGACCUGGAGAACUGGGUGACAGCCAUCCACUCUGCCAGCGCCUCUCUGCUGGCUAAGAGACAGGGGAAGGAGGACACAGUGCGGUUACUGAGGAGCCAGACUGGUGCCCUGCUGCAGAAGAUAGACAUGGACAGUAAGAUGAAGAAGAUGGCUGAGUUGCAGCUUUCUGUCAUCAGUGACCAGAGGAACAGGAAGGCUAUCAAAAGCCAGAUCCAGCAAUGGGAGCAGAACCUGGAGAAGUUCAACAUCGACCUGUUCCGGAUGCGCUGUUACCUGGCCAGCCUGCAGGGCAGUGAGCUCCCCAACCCUAAGAGUCUCCUGGCCGUGGCCGGACGGCCCUCCAAAACCACCCUGGGACGCCUGGGGAUCUUCUCUGUCUCCUCCUUUCAUGCCCUGAUCUGCACCCGUGACGAGGCGACCCUGCGGAGGCGUUGCCAAUCUCUUUCCCGGGGGACACGGAACAAGAGGAGUAUCUUCUCUUCCCUCAAGGGUCUGGACAGCCUGACCAAACGCAGCAAGGAGAAGAGGCAGUCCAUGUCCCAGGUUGUUGAAGGACAAAGUGUUGGAGUGCCUGCUGGCCAUGUCCUCAACCACAGCAGCUCUGAGAGAUUGGACGCUCUUGCCAAAAUGCAGUUGAUAGCACCACCUAAAGGCGACCCUUGGUUCAGCAGUUUGGAACCUCCAGUCUGUGUGAAUAUGCCCGAAAGCCAAACAGUUACUCUGCACAUCAAACCCGAUUUCCUCGUAUCAGAUGUGCUAUCUUUGGCCUGUAAGGACAGGCACCUGGACCCGAGCCAGCACUGUCUGCGUGUGAGAAGGCUGUUGGGUCAGGACACAGAGACCAGCUCCCCAGCACUCACAGACCCACUACGAGACCUGGUAAGGCCCCAGCUAUACAGUAGCAAUUCACUGGUGUAUGAUGAGCUAGAGGUCUUCCCGCUCAAUGUUUUCACCAUACAACUGUCCCGACCAGACACAGCAGUGGACUUUGGCUUUGCUGUGACGGGCCAUGUAGACGGAACCAGGAAAGGCCAUGUCUAUGUGAGUGAGGUCACUCCAGAGGGACUGGCUUUCACUGAAGGUCUGAGAGCGGGGGAUGAGAUCCUGUUUCUGAAUGGGACCAGUGUGUCCUCCCUGGACAUGGGUCUGACGCACCUGUUGUUCAGCCACCAGACCCUCCAUCUCUUGCUCAGACGAGAGGACACGACCACUGAGGACCAUACCUCUGUCUGGUCAGACUGUGGCCCCUGGCAGCCAGCACCACCGCCACCCAGCCACUGUGGCCCCUGGCCUACAGAUGUGCUGCUGCCCCAGGAGCUUCCAGAAUGCUCUGUAACGUCUCCCUUUCGGGAGCUGUCACAACAACCACAACCCGCUGAUGGGACGGAGCAGCUCGGCCAGAAUGUUGAGACGGUGUGCUCGCUGAACCAGACCUUCCCAGAGGGCCGUGGGGCAGCGGGGGCAGUGGUGGUGGAGGGCCAGAGGAACCCCUACUCCAUGGAGCUCCCCGUUCCCCAGACCCUGAAGCCCCCCUGCCCCAAACACAUGUCCAUCUCUGAGAGGCUCUGUAAGGUCAUACAGGAAUUGGUGGACACAGAGAAGUCCUACGUCAAGGACCUGGGCUCUCUGUUUGACAUCUACCUAACGCCUCUACAGAGUGAGACCUUCCUCAGCCACGAUGAGAUGGAGUCUCUGUUUGGCAGUCUGCCUGAGAUGCUGGACUUCCAGAGAGUGUUCCUACACACCCUGGAGGAGCGCAUCGCCUCCUCCCCAAACUUCAGCUCCCUGGAGACCCCGGAACAAUUCAAGAAACUUCUUCUCUCGCUGGGCGGCUCCUUUCUCUACUACGCCGACCACUUCAAGCUCUACAGCGGCUUCUGUGCCAACCACAUCAAAGUCCAAAAGGUUCUGGAACGAGCGAAGACAGACCGGGCCUUCAAGCAGUUCCUGGAGGCGAGAAACCCCACCAAGCAGCACUCAUCCACCCUGGAGUCCUACCUCAUUAAGCCAGUCCAGAGGGUGCUCAAGUACCCCCUGCUGCUCAGACAGCUGGUCUCCCUGACCGACUCAGAGAGCGAGGAGCACAGCCACCUCACAGAGGCUCUGAGAGCCAUGGAGAAGGUGGCCAGUCACAUCAAUGAGAUGCAGAAGAUCUAUGAGGACUACGGAACUGUGUUUGACCAGCUGGUGGCAGAGCAGAGUGGCCCUGAGAAAGAGGUUACAGAGAUCUCCAUGGGAGAGUUCCUCAUCCACUCCUCAUUAAAAUGGCUCAACCCUCUCCCCUCCCUGGGUCGCAUGAGGAAACAUCCUGAGCUAAUGCUGUUUGUUUUCAAGAGAGCGGUGAUCCUGGUGUACCGUGAGCGCAGCAAGAUGAGAAAGAGGAUGACCACGUCACGCUCAGGGGACCUGGAGGCCUUCAAGUUCCGCUGGCUCGUCCCGGUGUCGGCGGUGCAGGUCCGCCUGGGGAACGCAGCAGGAACGGAGAGCCCAUGUAUCUGGGAGCUGGUCCAUACCAAGUCUCAGGUGGAGGGGAGACCAGAGACCGUGUUCCAGCUCUGCAGCAGUGGUUUGGAGAAUAAGGCCAGUGUAGUGAAAGCUCUUCGCUCCCUUCGAGACUGGACCUGUAGGCCCCUCCUAUCAGAGAGAGGUUCUAGAGAGUACCUAGGCUCCCUCCGUAGGACCCAGCCUGCACCGGUCAGAGCCGGCUCCUGGAGAAGACAACAGGAACUGCAGGCCAUGAGGACUGCCGGCCACCAGCACCACUCUGACGACGGCAGUGUGUCCAGUGGUGCAACCCAACCCUGCCCGGGAGACACCCACUCGGAGCCCCAGCUUCACAGCCGCUCCACCAUGGGCCUCCCCAGCCUGGAGGGCUCCACGCUGGGCAAAAGGGCCCGGCUGUGCUCCCUGACCAGCGCCCUGGAGGCCCAGCUCCAGAGACUCAACUUCACAGAGGAGGCCGGGCCGAGGAGUGCUGCCUCCCAGCAGGAGCACCUCAGACAGGGGCCCCACCAGCCCCAUCCUGCUGCCCAGAGGAGGGCUAGCAGUCUGCAGGGUCCAGGAGGGCAGGAUAAUGACCCCCAGUGUGUGGACCUUAAUGCCCUGCUGGGGAGGGACUUCAGUGUGCAGAGCCUGACCUCUGUGGUCAAUGAGAACUGCUUCUAUGACACAGUUAUGGGGAUCCAGAAGGCGGCCAUUCCAACACUAUAGGGGCCCUAGAAGUUGCCCCUAGACGCUGAUCUUGGGUCAGUUUUCCCCACUAAUGGUUAACAAUAGGAUUGGGGGACAUCCUAGAUCUGUACCAAGGGAAACUUCACCCGGAGAGCUGAUGAACACUAUAGAAGGUACACUCCCGUACCUGUCUCGACCUAGUGCCUGGUCAAGGUACUAUGGACUAGAAGAUGAAUCUGCUUAAUGUGUUUACUCUGACUGGUGAGUAGGCUACGACUGAAGACCUGAGCUCUGAUCACAGUUACUUGACUUUAUCCUUUUAUCUCCUCGUGGAGCAAAGGCCUCAACAUCACACUGUGACGGUAUAUACUGUACAUAUAUACAGUGGAGUCGGAACGUAUUCUGACACCUUCGCUUUUUACACAUUUUGUUACGUUACAGCCUUGUGCUAAAAUGGAUUCAAUUGUUUUUUCCCCUCAUCAAUCUACACACAAUACCCCACAAUUACAUCACACUACCACAUACUGACAAAGAAAAACAGGUUUUUAAAAAUCUUCUGAAAUGUAUACUUAAAAAAAACCCUGAAAUAUCACAUUUACUUAAGAAUUCAGACCCUUUACUCAGUACUUUUUUGAAGCACCUAUGGCAGCGUUUACCGCCUUGAAUUUUCUUGGGUAUGACGGUACAAGUUUGGCACACCUGUAUUUGGGGAGUUUCUCCCAUUCUUCUCUGCAGAUCCUCUCAAGCUCUGUCAGGUUGGAUGGGGAGCGUCGCUGCACAGCUAUUUUCAGGUCUCUCCAGAGAUGUUUGAUCGGGUUCAAGUCCAGGCUAAGGCUGGGCCACUCAAGCUGUGUGCUUAGGGUCGUUGCCCUGUUGGAAGGUGAACCUUCACCCCAGUCUGAGGUUCUGAGUGCUCUGGAGCAGGUUUUCAUCAAGGAUCUCUCUCUCUACUUUGCUCCGCUCAUCUUUUCCUCGAUCCUAACUAGUCUCCCAGUCCCUGCCACCGAAAAACAUCCCCACAGCAUGAUGCUGCCAUCACCAUGCUUCACCAUAGGGAUGGUGCCAGGUUUCCUCCAGACGUGAUGCUUGGCAUUCAGGCCAAAGAGUUCAAUCUUGGUUUCAUCAAACCAGAGAAUCUUGUUUCUCAUGGUCUGAGAGUCCUUUAGGUGCCUUUUGGCAAACUCAAAAUGGCUAUCAUGUGCAUUUUACUGAGGAGUGGCUUCUGUCUGGCCACUCUACCAUAAAGGCCUGAUUAGUGGAGUGCUGCAGAGAUGGUUGUCCUUCUGGAAUGUUCUCCCAUCUCCACAGAGGAACUCUGGAGCAUCGAGUUCUUGGUCACCUCCCUGACUAAGGCCCUUCUCCCCCGAAUGCUCAAUUUGGCCGUGUGGCCAGCUCGAGAAAGAGUCUUGGUGAUUCCAAACUUCUUCCAUUUAAGAAUAAUGGAGGCCAGUGUGUUAUUGGGGAACUUCAAUGCUGCAUAAAUGUUUUGGUACCGUUCCCCAGAUCUGUGCCUCAACACAAUACCUUCGACCUCAUUGCUUGGUUUUUGCUCUGACAUGCACUGUCAACUGUGGGACCUUAUAUAGACCUGUGUGUGCCUUUCCAAAUCAUGUCCAAUCAAUUUCAUUUACUACAGGUGAACUCCAAGUUGUAGAAACAAUCUCAAGGAUGAUCAAUGGAAACAAAAUGCACCCGAGCUAAAUUUCGAGUCUCAUAGCAAAGGGACCGAAUACUUAGGUAAAUAAAGUAUUUCUGUUAGUUUUUUAAUAGUUUUGCAAAGAAAAAUCUAAAAACCUGUUUUCCCUUUGUCAUUAUGGGGUAUUGUGUGUAGAUUGGUGAGAAAAAAUAACAAUUGAAUCCAUUUUAGAAUAAAGCUGUAACGUAACAAAAUGUGUGAAAGGGGAAGGGGUCUGAAUACUUUCCGAAUGCACUGUGAAAUGAGCGUCCUUUGUUUUGCUUCACUCUCUAAGCUCUGAGCACAGUUGCCUAUGUUCAAUAACAUUCCUCCUUACUCUUGUUUGUGAAUAUGAUGCAGUAUCUUAGUCACAAGCAUUACAUUUUAAUGUCUUUUUGGCAAACGCAGUUGUUAAUUAAAAACUGGAAUUGCCUGAAUUCUAUUUAUAUUUUGUCUCAAUAUUAUUUUGUUCAUGUGUUAAUAUCCACAUAAAAACAAAGACUAAGUGUUACGUUUCGAUUUAAUUGAUUUUAUUAAGUUCAAAGCUUUAAAGCUCUUUCUUGUUUCAAGUGAUUUGAUGUAUCACUUUAAGAAUUGUUCAAAUGUUGUAUCCUUAUUCAGAUGUAUCUGAACUGUAAUUUAUUCUCGUAUGUAUAUUAUUUUCAUUUAAACGGGAUGUUUAUACGGGUGUCCUGACUCUCUGUGGUCACUAAAGAUCCCAUGACACUUAUCUUAAGAGUAGGGAUGUUAACCCCGGUGUCCUGGCUAAAUUCCCAAUCUGGCUCUCAUACCAUCAUGACCACCUAAUCAUCCCCAGCUUACAAUUGGCUCAUUCAUCCCCUCCUCCUCUCCCCUGUAACUAUUCUCCAGGUCGUUGCUGUAAAUGAGAACGUGUUCUCAGUCAACUUACCUGGUGAAAUAAGGGUUCAAUAAAUACAAAUUGUACAGGUAAGGUAAAUUGCUGUAAUGUUAAAUAAAUUGCCCUGAUUGAUAAAUAA
Molecule: messenger RNA, 8227 nt
Organism: Oncorhynchus masou masou (cherry salmon)
Lineage: Eukaryota; Metazoa; Chordata; Actinopteri; Salmoniformes; Salmonidae
Product: rho guanine nucleotide exchange factor TIAM2-like
Exons: 25
Coding region: 407-5593 (1728 amino acids)
Biological process (GO): activation of GTPase activity; small GTPase-mediated signal transduction; positive regulation of axonogenesis
Cellular component (GO): synapse; membrane
Molecular function (GO): protein binding; guanyl-nucleotide exchange factor activity
Source: RefSeq, a predicted model, not a curated record